AUGUGGCUGUGGGCRCUGCUGGCCCUGGGGCUGCCGAGCCCCGCACGCUGCCCCCGCACGGAGCCGCUGGGCGGGAGCAGCGAGGAGCCCCUGUUCCGCGGCGCCGACCGCUACGACUUCGCCGUCGUGGUGCCCGCCGGCAGCAGCGAGUGCUUCUGGCAGUUCGCGCACCAGAGCGGCAGCUUCUUCUUCAGCUACGAGGUGCAGCGCGCGUCCGGCAUGGCGAGCAGCAGGCAGGUCCUGGCCACCGUGAGCGGCCCCAGCGGCGCCCGCCUCGGCUCUUCCCAGCACGUGCGAGGACAGAUCAACUUCCCAACACAGGAGACAGGUUUUUACCAGCUCUGCCUGGACAACCAGCACAACCACUUCGGCUUCAUGCAGGUUUAUCUCAGCUUCGGCGUGUACUACCAGGGCUUCGGCACGGAGGAGCACGAGGAGAAGAGGCAGCUCAAUGACACCCUGGAUGCCAUUGAGGUCAGCAUGCGCAAGCUGGACAUCCGCAUCUUCCACAUGUGGCGCUUCUACAACUUCGCCCGCAUGCGGAAAGCGGCCGACUCCUUCCUGCUCGAGUCCAACCACCACUACGUGAACUGCUGGUCGCUGGCGCAGAGCUGCCUCAUCCUGCUCUCCGGGGCGCUGCAGCUCUGCUUCCUCAAGCGGCUCUUCGCGGUGCCGCCCGYGAGCCGGCCCCGCUGCUAG
Messenger RNA from Nothoprocta perdicaria, 699 nucleotides. RefSeq names its product transmembrane p24 trafficking protein 6 (gene TMED6). NCBI's taxonomy places the organism in Eukaryota, Metazoa, Chordata, Aves, Tinamiformes, Tinamidae. The record is from RefSeq and is a predicted model, not a curated record. Bases 1 to 699 code for a protein of 232 amino acids. Gene Ontology annotation, biological process: Golgi organization; endoplasmic reticulum to Golgi vesicle-mediated transport; intracellular protein transport. Gene Ontology annotation, cellular component: endoplasmic reticulum; endoplasmic reticulum-Golgi intermediate compartment; Golgi apparatus. The transcript is spliced from 4 exons.